Messenger RNA from Aspergillus ochraceoroseus IBT 24754, 714 nucleotides. RefSeq names its product glutathione S-transferase family protein. The transcript is spliced from 2 exons. The coding region runs from base 1 to 714 and encodes 237 amino acids. Gene Ontology annotation, cellular component: cytoplasm. Lineage: Eukaryota; Fungi; Ascomycota; Eurotiomycetes; Eurotiales; Aspergillaceae. The record is from RefSeq and is a predicted model, not a curated record.
AUGGCUGCACCGAAGAUUAUCCUGUAUACCAACCACCUCUGCCCGUGGGCCCAUCGUGCCCACAUUGCUCUCAAGGAGCUGGGACUCGACUACGAGGAGGUUAUUAUUGACCUAAAUAAGCCCCGCGAGCCAUGGUACCUGGAAGUGAAUCCUCGCGGCCUUGUUCCAUCCAUCUCCUACAAUGGCACCAUUGUCACCGAGUCCGCCAUCGUGACACAGUUUCUCGCCGAUGCACACCCAUCCCACCUGCUCCCGGCCUCCACAAGUCCCGAGGGCCCCAUCCAACGCGCCCGGAUUGCUUUCUUCGUCGACACCUUCACGAGCAAACUCGUCCCCAAGUACAUGGCGGCGAACCGCUCCGCCACCGACGAGGAGCGAGACGCCGCGACUGAGGCCCUAGUUGCGGCCAUCGAGGCGGAAGUCGAGGGACAGCUCUACCCCGCCGGCCACGGCGCUGGUCCAUUCUUCCGUGGUAGCGAGAAGCUCACGCUGGCCGAGGCAUUGACCGGUUCGUUCCUGCUGCGGUUCCUCUCGUUCGAGAAACCCCAGUAUGGAUUGUUGGGUCCGCAGUUUACCGCAUCGCUGCAGAAACGCACCCCCAAUUUCUACAGGUGGGCGAGCGCGGUCGUGCAGGAGGAGAGCGUGAAUUACAUCUGGAAUGAGGAGAAGGUGGGAAAUUCCAGUGCAGCUCGGUUUAAGCCCGCGGCUAAAUAG